GUUACCUUUCCAUCGGUGGAGGCUGUACCUGUCCAGCAGGAAAGAGAGAUGGAACCGCCAGCCACCGCAGAAAAACGCUCCUCCAGACGCCUUCUCUUUGACCGCCGUUACGGCUGGGUGGUCGACGAGUGGAAGGACCCAUCUGAGGAAGCUCUUGCCGGCGGAAGAGGAAUGUUUUGUGUAGUUCCUUUGGGCAAAACUCUGUUUCAGACCGCUUCACAAUCAAUUAACUCGGCCGUCAAAAUUAUAGAUAUGAAGCUUCAGAAAUGGCAAAAUCCUAUGCACAACCCAAGCUCUAGUGUUGUAGACAGUAAUGGAGAUUCAGGGUGAAAAUGCAAAACCUGAAUCAAAUGUUUUUUUGGAUUUGACAAAAAGAAUCCAUGUGUUUAGUGUUUGUGAUUAGUCACUCAGCUAGAUGAUGAUCUCAUCUAUGUACUCUUGUUUGCUUGUGUUCAAGACAAUUCCAAAGACAUUGUGUAGUUAUAUUAACAUUCCCUAGUGACUUGUACAGUUUCGUGUUGCAAUGAGUUAGUGGCAGAUAUGAUGUAAUUUCUUAUCAAUCUAUAAAAUGAUAGUGUAGCGAAAGUA
This is a messenger RNA of Brassica oleracea var. oleracea, 588 nucleotides long. RefSeq lists its product as uncharacterized. The transcript is spliced from 4 exons. NCBI's taxonomy places the organism in Eukaryota, Viridiplantae, Streptophyta, Magnoliopsida, Brassicales, Brassicaceae. The record is from RefSeq and is a predicted model, not a curated record. The coding region runs from base 49 to 330 and encodes 93 amino acids.